Molecule: messenger RNA, 747 nt
Organism: Micromonas pusilla CCMP1545
Lineage: Eukaryota; Viridiplantae; Chlorophyta; Mamiellophyceae; Mamiellales; Mamiellaceae
Exons: 3
Coding region: 34-690 (218 amino acids)
Biological process (GO): translation
Cellular component (GO): ribosome
Molecular function (GO): rRNA binding; structural constituent of ribosome
Source: RefSeq, a predicted model, not a curated record
CGCGCAGCGUUCGUGACGUGAUAUCACCGGACGAUGGCCGCUUCCAUGGCUUCUACCACUCUUAGUGCGCGUCAGAGCUACGCGGCGCCCGUGCCCGCUCGCGCGCGCGUCGCCGCGGCGACCGCCACCCGCGCUCCCGUGCGCAUUCUCGCGGGCGAGUCUCGCGUCGGUAAGCAGCCGGUGAAGGUCCCGAAAGGGGUGACGUACACGCUCAAGGACAACCAUCUUGCCGUGAAGGGUCCCAAGGGCAGCCUUGAAUUCCAGUUCCCCGACACGAUGGUGUUCACGGAGGACGGAGACGAGAUUAAGUUGAGCAAGGCGGACGAGAGCAGGACCGCGAGAGAGGGUCACGGUCUGUACAGGACUCUCACGAACAACAUGAUGGUGGGUGUGUCGACUGGGUUCGAGAAGAAGCUGAAGCUCGUCGGCGUCGGCUACAAAGCUUCCAUGCAAGGGAAGGAUCUGAACCUCGCGCUCGGGUACGCGCACCCGGUCAUCUUGUCGCCCCCCCCGGGCAUCGACAUCGCUUGCACGAGCAACACGGAGAUCACCGUCAGUGGGUACGACAAGGUUGAGGUUGGUAACUUUGCCGCGAUCAUUCGCAGCAAGCGCAAGCCGGAGCCGUACAAGGGCAAGGGCGUGAGGUACGCGGACGAGUACGUCCCCAUUAAGGAAGGCAAGCGCAAGUAAAGGAUGAUUUCCGUUUAGCCGCUAUAUAUUCUUUGUAAUCAACCAAUCCGCUACUCA